CAAUUCUUGAGCCAGUGUUAUUGACAUCUAAUGAUAAUAGCUUUCGUUCAUGAAUUGUUGUUAGCUUGAGGUCAUUAUGUUUCACUUGAGCAUGCGCUUGCCAAAACUAUAUAAAGAGCAUCUUGUAAAAUUAUACAAAAGUUCAUAUUUAAAGUCAAUAGUGUGCAGUCGUAUAAAUUCAUAUAAUGCACAACUUAUAUGCGCUCUAACGACCUUUUCACCUUCACGUUCUUACUAAAAAGAAAUGAGUCAAAUUAUUCUAGACAAUAUUCAAAACAAUGAAACUGUAUACCAUAGAUUUGUGAUUGUUCAUGGCAGAGUCACAAGCAAUAACUCUCAUACUUCUGCAUUUGUGACCGUGAAGCAUUUCGCCGAUACAUUUCCACAACAGUAUUGGGUUGUCACGGACUCUUACUUUAAGGCUCUUAUUCAUGUAGUCCCAGGUGAAAAUGUAGUUCUAUUUCAAACUGAUAAUGGUUCUGAACUCAGUCUGCGUUUAAACUAUCAAGUACUAAAUGAUAAUCCUUUCUAUCGAAUUGGCUUUGUCGUUGGAAGAGAUUCUGAUUUAACAUUUGACGCUCCUUACGGCAUGAAGAAUGACCUCGACGAAGCAAUACGCAAGCUUCGUUGUGCAGCUUAUCUUUGGCAAGCUUUUACUGCUGAAUGUAUGUAUAGAAAUGGAUUUGGUAGACGUACCUUUCGCUUGGAAGAAAAUAUCCAACCCGACACGAUGUCUUGUCAGUCUGCAUGGGGCACUGAAAGAUUGACUGCGUCUAUCCACGUAUUGAGAUCAGAUAAAACAGCAGAAGAAAUUCGUUCUACUCCACCUGACCAGCUUUUUCAUGUUGCUGGAAAUGCCGUUGAUAAAUUGGGCCUUCCAGAGCCAUGGCAUUACAUCUGCAUGUUUUUGGAUACUCGUUAUGAUCCUUCUUCAAAAGAAGUCAGAGGUCAUGUUGCUUUAGGAGGAGGAACUGAUAUGCAUAAGCUAGGUGUCUUCGGCUCUCAUUCUUUGCAUUCUUUUCCUAGCGCUAUAGAAUAUGUGAUACCUGUUUUCAGCGACGCUAGAAGGAUUCCUGAUUAUUUAGCAAACGAUGCUAACGAAAGUUCUACCGUGUGGGAAUGCGCUAAUAUUGGAAUUGGAGCUAUACUACAUGAACUUGGUCAUACCCUUGGAUGCCCGCAUCAGCCAGAUGGCAUUAUGCUACGGUCUUAUCCAAUUUUCAACCGUAGUUUUACAACGCGAGAAUCUGAAUGUGUCCGUACAGGUAGUAAAGGUCUUGCUCCCAUACUUCCGAAAGAUGAAUGCUCAUGGCAUUAUUUGGACUUACUAAGAUUUUAUUAUCAUCCACUUUUCCGACUUCCUUCUGAUCAACAGUAUCCAUCUGAUGUUGAAACAAGUUACUAUGUAAGUGGGGAUCAAAUUGUGUUUACAAAUGAUACUGGGAUUUUUCUCGUGGAAAUUGAAUAUAAUGGUCAGACCAAGGGCUGGAAAAUUUUUAAUCCUCCUUUAGACAAAGCUGCUUUUACUGACGCUGAAAUUCGAUCACUCUCAAGUAGUGAUUCUGGUCAAGAUUAUCGUGUACGAGUCCUAGCGAGGAAUUACAAAACAAUGGAUAUAAACAAUGUUCCUGAAAUAAUUAGGAAUGCGAAGAUCUCUACCGAUUUUGGUGAUGCAUAUCGCUCCGAAAGAUUUGGUCUUCGUGGAUGCAAUGGAAAUGAACUGAAUAAUCUUUUAUUUUCUCCUGAGGAGAAGAUUACUAAAGUGCGUGUUCAUUGUGGCCUUGCUUUAGAUGGCAUUGAAGUCUUUUUUGGUUCAAAUUCUGCUCUUCUUGGAAAUCGUGGUGGAAGUCCUCACGAUUUUGAUACAGAUGGUAGUAAUAUUGCUGGGUUUCUUAUUCGUAGUGGAGCCUGGGUAGAUGGAAUUAGUAUUAUUUUGGAAAACGGUAACACUAGCCCCUUUUUUGGUAAUGCGAACGGCGGUGGUCAGAAACUAUAUAAGAUUCCUGAAAAUUCCAGAUUGGUUGGCUUUUAUGGAACCUUGGCGGGUUUCAUGGAUUCUGUUGGAUUUUUCAUCCAAUAGAUACUGAGUUACAUCCCUUAAGCCUGUUCGAUUUUAUGCAGCUAAUUUAACGUUUAUGUAAGAUAUUUCACUCCUUUCUGCUGCUAGACCGCUUUAAUAUAAGAAAACCAUCAAUUUAUUUUAUCUAGUUAACUUUCUAUCAACGUCAUGAUUUGGAUUUUUUAAUUGUUAUUCCAUUUUCAUAUGCAUAAACGCAAAACAUUAAACAAAAACUCCUUUGCCAGAAGCCUCGACGAUAUUAUUCAAUGAAUGAAUAUUUUGAUUCCAGUCACGUAAGCGCGUUUCCAUACUGGCAACCUGAGAGUGGUUAAGGAUUCUUGAUUGAACAGAAGAGAUAUUUACAAUCUGUGCAACCUGGUCAAUCAAGCCGGUAAUUAAACCAACGCUAAGGGCACGCAUAAUUAGCAACUCAACCUCGUGUGAAGGGAUACGAGUUGCUUUAGCAAUUGUAUGGAAAGUUAGAGUACGUUGAUUAGGAGGUAACUGGAAAACAAGCUCAAUCAGUGCCAUAAGACGUACUUUCUGGCCGAGUAGACUCACAGAACUUUGCAGAAGAGGAAUUUUGUUGAUGUGUGCCAUAAGACGUUCAUAUUUAGCCAAGUCACCAACGUUCAUAGCCACAACAAGAUCAUGCAACCAUUCAUGCUGAGUACCCAUUAAAACCUU
Messenger RNA from Schizosaccharomyces octosporus yFS286, 2746 nucleotides. Its product is annotated as metallopeptidase. Lineage: Eukaryota; Fungi; Ascomycota; Schizosaccharomycetes; Schizosaccharomycetales; Schizosaccharomycetaceae. The record is from RefSeq and is a predicted model, not a curated record. Gene Ontology annotation, cellular component: cytoplasm. The coding region runs from base 245 to 2080 and encodes 611 amino acids. The transcript has 3 exons.